AUGGGGAUUUGUUCGUCGCAGCCCGAGCCCGAGAUGCGGGCGGAUUUCGGGUCGUGCCCGCAAGAUGCCGACGGCCGCGCCGUGUGGGAACUCGCGAACGCGAUCGCGUGCGCGAACACGCAGGAAAUUUUGAAGAGGAUGGUGCUCAACGUGCCGAGGCUGAGUAACCAGAGGGGCAUGCUGAGGGAGGAUUACAUUGAGCGCGUGAUCGUCGAGGCGUAUAAUCACGCCGGGUACGGCGAUUUGAAAUCCGACGUCAAGGAGAAAACGGAGGGUGACUUGCAGGACUUCAUGAUGGCGCUCUUAUCGGAUCGUUUGGAUUUCCAAGCGCAGGCGCUGAUGCGCGCGAUCAAGGGUUUCGGUACAGAUGAGGCGACGCUGACGACGAUUUUGUGCACGACUGCGGAGGAAGACAUCUUACCGCUUCAAAUGGCAUUUUCUUCGCGAUACGAGCGAUCUCUCGAACAGGCCGUCAUUUCUGAAACGAGUGGAAAAUUCAAGCGCGUGCUUCUUCUCGCUGGUUGCGACGGCGUUGGCGAGUCCUAUGCGAAGGUGAUUAACUCCGCUGUCUCAGGUUUGGGAACCGACACCAGCGCGAUAAUCCGUCUCAUGGUGACAGCCACGCCGGAACAACUCGAUGCCACGCGUGAGGCGUACUCAAGAAUUUAUAAGAAAGAUCUCAUCAAAGCCGUAGGUAGUGAGUGGAAGGUGAGCGGCGACUUCAAACGCAUCAUCACUGCCCUGGCCAAGCGCCACCCGACGAACGUCAACAACGAUAAGGAGAUCGAUUACGACUUCGAAAUCCAGUCCAUGCGUAACGCCGUCGAGGGAUUGGGCACAGAUGAACAGCUUAUCAUUUCCAUCCUUGCCAACAAAACGCACGAACAGAUCGAAGAAUUCCGCGAGGCGUACAAGGUGGCUACUGGCGAGCUCCUGCGUGAGCGUAUCCGAGAUGAAACCACUGGCUUGUUUGAGAGUAAGCUUUUCCGCGAGACCUUGAUGGGUUUGCUCACGCCCCGCGAAGAACAAAUCGCCAUUUAUCUCCAAGAAGCUUUCGGCAUGUGGGCGAACGACGAUUGGGGUCUCAUUUCCAUGCUCGUACAUCGAACUGAAGAGGAGAAGGAGCUCAUUAGGACGAAGUACACGGAACACACUGGUGGCGACCUUAUCGCCGACAUUCGAUCGAAGUGCUCGGGUGACUAUGAAGACGCACUCGUGGCCUGCAUAUCUCCGAAGGAGCGUACGAUUGCUCGCGGUAUGCGUCAAUGCAUCGCCGGCUGGUUCUCCAGCACGAACAAGACCGGUAUCAUGGCUCUGUUGACUCACAAGGACAUGGUGAUGCCCCGUCUUCGCAAAGAGUUCGAGAAGGAAUUCCGCGGCCAAACGCUCCAAAACUGCAUUAAAAAAGAGUGUGCUGGUGAAUUCGAGGCUGCUCUUGUCUCACUAGCCGCCUACACCCCACCGAAAGGCGUGAGCAAGUUGGGACCUGACGAGCCUGUCCCACCGCCUAAGGGCGGAAGCCAACCAGCGUCGAUGCAACAGUCCUACGCUCCGCCGCCGCAAGGUUACGCUCCGCCGCCGCAAGGUUACGCUCCGCCGCCGCAAGGUAACGCUCCGCCGCCGCAAGGUUACGCUCCGCCGCCGCAAGGCUACGCCCCACAGCCAACCGCGGGCUAUCCGGGCGGCGGCUACGGAGCUCCACCGGUUCAACGCCAAGACUCGUGGUAA
This is a messenger RNA of Ostreococcus tauri, 1728 nucleotides long. RefSeq names its product Annexin. The coding region runs from base 1 to 1728 and encodes 575 amino acids. NCBI's taxonomy places the organism in Eukaryota, Viridiplantae, Chlorophyta, Mamiellophyceae, Mamiellales, Bathycoccaceae. Gene Ontology annotation, molecular function: calcium ion binding; calcium-dependent phospholipid binding. Gene Ontology annotation, cellular component: cytoplasm. The transcript has 2 exons. The record is from RefSeq and is a predicted model, not a curated record.